This is a messenger RNA of Neoarius graeffei (lesser salmon catfish), 888 nucleotides long. RefSeq names its product transcriptional and immune response regulator a (gene tcima). The record is from RefSeq and is a predicted model, not a curated record. Bases 107 to 409 code for a protein of 100 amino acids. The transcript has a single exon. Gene Ontology annotation, cellular component: nucleus; cytosol. NCBI's taxonomy places the organism in Eukaryota, Metazoa, Chordata, Actinopteri, Siluriformes, Ariidae. Gene Ontology annotation, biological process: endothelial cell activation involved in immune response; negative regulation of Notch signaling pathway. Gene Ontology annotation, molecular function: Notch binding.
UGAGAUGUGCUCUUCACUCAGCCUCGAGCGAGCACACUGAACAAAAUCUCGCCAAGACUCGCGAGAAUAAGCCGGCUUUCACGAAGCAAGAGAGACCGCUGCAGUGAUGGCCACGUACACGAGGUCCGACAGCUGCCGGGUGUGUCCGCCUGCGCGCGCUAACCGCUUCGACACGGCGCGCCGCAAGCGCGCGGCCCCCAACAUCUUCGAGCACGUGAGCGAGGACGCGCUCGCGCGGCUCUUUCGCAAGGCGGGCGACGCCAAGGCCGAGGAGCGCGUGCGCAGCAUCUUCUCGUGCUCCAACGAUCCGGACGAGACGGCGCGCGCUCUGAUGGCGCUCAAGCAGCGGAAGAAGGACAAGUUCCUGCAGAUCGCGCGCACACUGCGCGGCCUGCUGAAGCUGCGCUGAGGGCUCGCGCGCUCCUCACGGCUCCGGUAGAAGAGUCGUACAAGAGUGACAGCAGCUCGAGUGACAACGAGCGGCGAACCGACUCCGAGUCGACACUGCGCGCGCGGAUGUUCAGGGACACGGAGGGGAAACUUCCACGUGCCCGGUAGAGCGCGAGACAGACAGAGACGCUGAAGGAAAAGCCGCGUAUGGCAAGCCAACGGGGCCAAAACGCCACAAACGGACGGUUUUCUGAAGGGGAGCUGAAGUGCUGCUUCCAAGUAGCAGCUCAAUGCAUAUCACAUGAACGAAACUUCUCAUGAACUUUUGCAAAGAGUGAUGGACUUCAUGAGCAACUAAGCUCCUGUAUUGAUGCACUUGCAUAAAUCAUUAUUAUUAAUGAUAAUAUUAUUUAUUACAGCAGCAAUGUGGUGAUAACUUUUUGGUUAUGCAUUUGCACACAUUCUGUAACUUCCACAAUAAAUUAUGAACCAAAAACA